GGUGUUUUUCCACUAGACACCAGUCAGACGCACCAGUGGGGUUUAAUAAGGUUUAAUAAGAUUCCUUUGGGUUAGUGCAGUGUCAUCAUUGCCACCUCCUUGGUGUUUGUGUCGAUAGGACAGUGCUUUCCAGAGCCGUCAUUAAUCAGGCAAGAUGAUGAACUAAGAGCCAUGCGAUUACCGUAAGCACUGUAAAGAAAUGCAAUGUCAUAUAAGGAAACAAAAAGUAAUAUCAGUCUAAUUAUUGUUUAAAUCCGACCAAUAGGCCAUGUUACUUUCGAUAGCUAUGUUCUAGCCUAAGUUAUAAUUUAUCCAAACAGCCUACUCACCGCGGAGGUGAACGUUAGGUCUGUUUUAUGGGUGAAACUUUGUGUGAACAUGCCAAAGGGUCAAAGGGUGACUUGAACAGCGGAGUUCCCCUCGGCUAUAUUUAGAACAGGACAACCGCUCGCAGUCUAGGCAUACCAAAGCCGCAGUGCAGGCGUGAAAUCGAUGCAUGUAGCCUACAGAUGAACCAUAGUGCAUACAAACCUUAAAGAAAUAACGCUGAUUACAACUAUUCAAUUGGACUUUGGAUCGUUCAGCUUUUUGUAUGAAAGAGCCAGUAGAGGCAACUUUGUUGUUUAAUUGUUGUCAAAUGCACCCGAGAUGAAUGACUAUUAAUGUAAUAUGAUAGGCUUUUGCUCUUCAUAUUUGCAAUGAGAUCGAAGUUAACGUAGCCCUAUAACUCCAAAUUGAAAUGAGUGUUUAUUAUGUUAAAUAUUUAAUAGGCCUAACGUAUUCCUAUUAUUAUUAAUGGUAUUAUAGUUGUUGUUAUAAUAACUAAUCAUUAUAAUAUUAUAUAAUAUUAUAAUAAUAAUUGUUAUAUCUAUUUGACUUAUUCACUCAUAUAAGAUAGUGUACUGUCUAACCCAGGCUCGAGGUAGGUCUUAUUUACAUUUGGAUUGUGAGCACGUGUGAACGCCUAUAGUCUCUUUGUCCACGGCUGGUACCCCUCCGCGCGUCGCUAGUUACGACGCUCAGGCGGCUGCAGGAGCAUCUCCUCUCCUCCUUGUAAAGGCGCCACUGAAAGAAGAUACAAAUCUGCCAUAUCAUAUUGCAUCUUACACGGGGGGACGUCACAAGACGCGAGGCCAACUUCUGCCUAUUCGAAAUGGGCAGUGUGGUGGUGGGCACUGAAACACACACACACGCGCGCGCAAGCGAGCGUACACACGCCCUCGUAGCCGUAGACUCCCGUAGCCACGCAACCGCCGCUCACGUAAAAGAGGAGAGAAUGCAUCUUUCUUUUAAGGGUGUGUGUCUCAGUGUUUCCCCCUCGAGUUCCUGCCUUGGGGCGAUGCCAUGGUGGUUUCUUUCAGAGGAAGGCGGUUUUAUAAUUUCUUAGCGGUUUUUAGGGGUUGGUCAGUAGCAUCGCUGGUGCUGAGGAGACCCAUGCUGUGUGGUUGUUCGCUGUCAAUACAAACAUGUCCCCGGCAUCCGAGGCAUCCGCGGCCAGCGAGAGCAGCAACACCGACACAGUCCCCGAGGAAGAACCCACGGCGGAAAACCCACGAGAGGAGCAGUGGCCCGUGAAGCAGUCUCUCGCCAAGUCCUUCUGCCGCGAGAGCCACUGGAAGUGCCUGCUGCUGUCGGCGCUGAUCUACGGCUGCGUGGGCACGGUGGCGUGGUGCAAGGGCCGCCCGCCGCUGCUCCGCGACCCCAGCCCCUGCUCCCACGGCUACCUCUCCAUCCCCCUGGCCUUCCUGCUCAUGCUCUACGUGGUGUACCUGGUGGAGUGCUGGCACUGCCGCGCCCGUGACCGCCUUCAGUGCCGCGCCGACGCCGACAGCGCCGGCCAGCGCGUGCUCCGCAUGCAGCGGGCCACGCCCUGCGUCUGGUGGAAGGCCAUCAGCUACCACUACGUCCGCCGCACGCGCCAGGUCAUGCGCUACCGCAACGGCGACGCCUACACCACCACGCAGGUGUACCACGAGCGGGUCAACACGCACGUGGCCGAGGCCGAGUUCGACUACGGCGACUGCGGCGUGAGGGACGUGUCCAAGAGCCUGCUGGGGCUGCGGGGCGUGGCCGCCGCCCGGCUGCGCUUCACCAAGUGCUUCAGCUUCGCCAACGUGGCGUCGGAGAACUCGUACCUGACGCAGCGCGGCUGCUUCUUCGCCGACAACGAGGGCCUGGACGACUACAUGGAGGCCCGCGAGGGCAUGCACCUGAGGAACGUGGACUUCAAGGAGCACAUGCUGGUGUUCUCCGACCCCGACCGGCUGCCCUGGUACGCGGCCAGCGCCACCUUCUGGGCGGCGGCCGCCUGCACCCUGUCCUGGCCGCUGCGCGUGCUGACGGAGCACCGCACCGCCAGCGUCCACUACCACGUGGAGAAGCUGUUUGGCUUGGACUCGGCCGGAGCGGGGGCGGCGACGCCCUCCGACGCCGGGGAGCGGCCGUUGGGUCGCGGCGUCCCCCGGGUCAACACGGUGGACAGCACGGAGCUGGAGUGGCACAUCCGCUCCAACCAGGGCCUGGUGCCCAGCUACUCGGAGGCCGUCCUUAUGGACCUGGCCCAGCUGUCGGGGAGCCGCGACAGCUACUCGGCGUGCGACGGCGGCGGCGGCGGAAACAACAGCAGAAGAGGCUCCCGGCACAACUGCGACCGCUGCCACCGCGCCGUCAGCAGCUCGUCCAUCUUCUCGCGCAGCGCGCUGAGCGUGUGCACCCGGGCCAGCCCGCGCCUCCCCUGCAGCGCCAGCCGCUUCUCCCUGGGCCGCCUGUACGGCUCGCGGCCCAGCUGCCUGGGGCUGAGCAGCGGCAGCCUGGGGGAGCCGCGGCCCGGCGGAAGCCUGCGCUGUCUUUGCGACGCGCAGCGGCGGGGAUGCGGCGGCGGCGUGACCGACGAGGCCGCACCACCCCCGGACUACCAGGACGCCCUGUGCUUCCCCGUGCUCAUCGUGCACCGCGGGGAGGGUUGCCCGGGGCACGAGCAGCACGCCCUGAACAGGAACGGCGCCUGCGUAGAGACCUCCAUUUGACCCCAAUGCCCCAACCCCCUCUGCUGCUUACUGCCCCGUCCCGCUGAGCAAAGGAACAAUGGGAUGGCGAGCUUGCUCGUAUUGUUUUUAUACCUGGCUUGCCUUUCCCCUUUCAGCCAAUACAGGGUGAGGAAGGCCCCACUGGACUGGGCCUGGAUGGACCUGCAGAUCUCCCAUGUAUUUGGUUUACUCCAAUGUUUGUUUAAUUCCAAAGCGGUUAUGAAGGACAUAAGGGUCGUUGCAGCAGCACAGCAGUACAGUACACGAAUGAGUCAGCUUUACAUUGUAGUUAUGAUGCUCUGAGAAGGGCUGCGAUCUACUCCAUACUGUAAAUAGAGCACAGCUUCUCGUCCGUCUUAAGUUUGAGUAACCAAAGUGACCUGCGACCUCUGUCUAGUGAUGUCAAGCAUCAAAUCAUGAAUCAAUAGCUACAAUGUUUAGUAUUCUUUUUCAUUUGAGUCAUUUCAGUCACUCAAGUGUAAGUCAUUAUAAUAAUUAAUUCAUUAUAAUAAAACAUUUAUAGUUUCAAAGUCA
Messenger RNA from Gadus macrocephalus (Pacific cod), 3560 nucleotides. RefSeq names its product transmembrane protein 151Ba (gene tmem151ba). The transcript has 2 exons. The coding region runs from base 1467 to 3026 and encodes 519 amino acids. The record is from RefSeq and is a predicted model, not a curated record. NCBI's taxonomy places the organism in Eukaryota, Metazoa, Chordata, Actinopteri, Gadiformes, Gadidae.